Molecule: messenger RNA, 2238 nt
Organism: Aureococcus anophagefferens
Lineage: Eukaryota; Pelagophyceae; Pelagomonadales; Pelagomonadaceae
Exons: 3
Coding region: 1-2238 (745 amino acids)
Source: RefSeq, a predicted model, not a curated record
AUGGUUCGCGGCUGCGGCGUGCCCAUGAAGGCGCUCCCCGCGCCGCAGACGUUCACGCUGCGCGAGAAGAACUGCGAGCUUCGCUACCCGCUCGAGCUGCUCUGCAGCGUCGCGUCCACGCACUGCCUCGGCUCCGUCGCGUGCCACGAGCUCAUCACGCUCAAGCACACCGCCUUGCUCUCGCUGUCCGAGGACGGCUGGGCGAAGAUCGAGAAGGACACGCGUCUGGGCCUCCUCGCGCUCGGCCGCUCGUGGAUCGGCUGGCACGGCUUCGGCCGCCGGCUCUUCUUCCUCUACCUCAUGGACCGCGCGCGGGCCGCGCGGCACGGCGUCGCGGGCAUCGCGGCCGAGGAGUUCGACCCCGACAAGCUCACCGAGUACCAGACCUCGCUCGGCUACCACCUCUGCCUCGCGCUCACGCCCAAGUACGUCAAGGUGUUCAAUUGCAAGAACCGCCUGAAGAGCUGCGAGUUCGUCAACGACGGCGACGCCGAGAUCGCGCAGCUCGCCGGCCGGUCCGCGCUCCUGUGCGCGCGCGAGUUCGUCGCGCACUGCCUGCAGAUCUACGUGCUCCACGAGGAGGCGACGACCGCCACGACGCAGGACUACAAGUACCUCAUCAUCUUCCCGCUCGGCGCGCGCGCGCGCGGCGGCCCGCAGCUGAUCGGCGUGAUCUUCUUCCUGCCGUGCGACGUCGCGGACCUCGACAUGGCGACGCCGCGCGGCGUCCGCAUCCUCGGCCUCGUCGCCGCGGGGCUGCAGAGCUUCGGCCUGCCCUUCAAGGGCGUCGUCAUCCACGACUUCGCCGACGUCAUCUUCUCCGCGCUCACGGCGCCGGCGUACUCCGAGGUCAACUGCGAGGCGUCCGGCGUCCUCUCGGGCACGAUGGACAUCACCUCGUCGCUCAUGCGCUACGAGUCGAGCCACUUCAAGGUCACGCGCAACGCCGUCGGCGAGUACCUCGUGACGAUCCGGGGCGUCGACGUCGGCACCGGCGAGGUGCGCUACGCCGAGGACUACCCGUCGGACCUCAUCAACGCGGACCUCGUCGUCGCGGACGUCAAGUCCUACCUGCUCUUCAACCACGCGGCCAAGGCGCCGGCCGAGGAGCGCGAGAGCGUCCAGGUCGAGGGCAUGGCCAAGUGCGUCAAGUCGCUGCGCCGGCCGCUCCAGGAGUUGGUCGACGCCCUCUACCGGAGCCGCGUGCGGGCCAUGCCCAAGGCGCCGGCGGAGCACGCGGGGUCGACCUUCGAGGAGAGCAUCCAGGGCCUCUUCCGCGAGCUGCCGUUCUGGCACAAAAAGCACCCCAUGCACGACAAGCGCGGCACGAAGAUGAUGCGCAUGUACAAGUCGAAGGUCGUCGGCAUCGCGCCCAUCUCGUCGGACGCGUGCGCGCGGCGCUGGUGCGAGACGGUCAAGGCCGACGAGAAGGCCACGAGGACCUGGCACUGGCAGAGGGGCCGGACGCUCGCGGACAUCAAGUCGCGCGUCCAGUUCUUCUGGAAGGACCCCAACGCGAACCCGCCGGAGCCCCUGGAGGCCGUGCCGCAGCCCACGGAGCUCCUCGACGACGACCUCGACUUCCUCGACGACGACUUCGCCGCCGCGUCGCGCGACAUCGUCAGCGGCUUCUGGAAACAAUCCUGCAUCUUCUCGACGGGGUCCUCCGGGAGCUCCUUCGUGUCGCCCACGGGGUCGAAGCCCUUCUCCGGCUCCGGCUCCGGUUCGCCGGCGCGCGCGCCGGCGUCGUCGGCGUCCGCCAUCUCGUCGCUGCCGCUCGUUCCCUGGAUGACGUCGGGCGCGCCGGACCCGUCGUCGAUGAAGUCGUCCAGGGCUCGCGACUCGCAGCUCAGCCUGGACACGAUGGACGACGAGCGCGAAUCGCACCCCGAGCUCGCGGCGACGAGCACGAAGGAGGCGACGGCCACCGGCGCCCGCGUCGUCACCGUCGCCACGGGCUCCGUGGCAAGCGCAGCGUCGCCGGACGGUCCGAAGCGCAGCGUGGGCUCGUGCUCCCCGAAGGCGUCCCCGGCGGCCGUGAGCCGGAGCGUGAGCGACGAGUCGGCCCCGGAGCCCGACAAGGAGUACAGCGAGCACAUCGCGCUCAUGACCGAGGCGAUCGAGGCGCCCAAGGAGUACGUGAAGCCGACGAGCGAGGUCGCGGGCGCCGUCCAGGACUACAUGGCCGCGAUCCGCGCGCAGAUGGAGGCGGGCCUGCCGAACAACAAGAAGAGCUGA